AUGAGUGAAUUGGUCUUAAUCAAAGAACCUCAAAAUAAUAAAUAAGCAAUAAGAGAAUUAAUUCUUCCUUCUUUAUAAACAGCAAUGAGUUUUAUCUUGGGAUAUCUUCCAAAUACAAUUUCGAUAUACUUAAUUGAAUUUAAAGAGAAGGAUUCAGUAUUAGUAGGAGCUUUAGGAUUGGGUAUAUUAAUUACUUAGGCAGUUGGUAUGGGAAUUUAGAAUGGUAUUGCAACUGGUUUGGAAACUUUGGUGUCUCAAGCAUAUGGAGCAAAUCAAUUUGAAUUGUGUGCAAAACUCUAUUAUAGAUCCUUAUUUGUAUGCACAUUAUUUAUGAUACCAAUAUCAUUAUUUUUGGUAUUUUCAACACAAUUAAUGUCACUUAUUAAUAGGUAAAAAUUUGAUUCACUUUAGUAACGAAUAAUUAGUAUAAGAAGCAGGAAGAUUUAAUAAAUAUAUGGUUGCAGCAGUAUAUUUAGAUGCAAUUUUUGUAAAUACUAAGGUAUUUCUAAAUGGUUAAAAUAUUUAUAAUUAUCAAUUUUAUACUUAACUAAUCUCAUGCAUAUUUUUUUUUGGGAUUAGUUAUUUUUUUAUUGUUUAAUAGGGAAUGGGAUUAAUUGGAUGUUCUUUAGGUUGGACAUGCUUUGAAAUCAUAAAUAAUAUACUUUUAUUUUCAUUCAUUUUUAUAACAAAAUGUUGUGAAACUACAUUAUUUCGAUUUAAAAUUGUAUAUUUACAUAAUAGGGUUUGGGGUUGGGGUUGGGUUUNA
Paramecium primaurelia is the source of this 766-nucleotide messenger RNA. Lineage: Eukaryota; Ciliophora; Oligohymenophorea; Peniculida; Parameciidae. The record is from the annotation of a GenBank genome assembly.